Molecule: messenger RNA, 2493 nt
Organism: Seminavis robusta
Lineage: Eukaryota; Bacillariophyta; Bacillariophyceae; Naviculales; Naviculaceae
Source: the annotation of a GenBank genome assembly
AUGGACCAAAAAGCUGAUGAAACCAGCACCAACGAGGAAGAUGAGACCAUAUUGCACAUAGUAGAGCGCAUCAGUCACGAUACAUACAGCGAUGUGGAGCUUGCGAAGCUUUCGAGGCUCGAGUCUGAUCAUGUGUCACUGACGGACACGGUGUCCCCUCUACAGGAAGCAUCGCAAAAUCUCAGUGGCUCAGUACCACCUCCUUCCAGUGAUCCAUACGUCCAUAGUGAUGGACAGAAUCAAGAUGAUAAAACGUCAUCAACCAGUGCUGAGUCGGCGAGUGUUGACGCAGCAGCUCAAAUGAUGCUCAAGGAUCGAUUCAUCGUCGAUCAAGUCGAUAAAGCGGCUUCGACCAGUGCCGAGUUGACCAGUGUUGACGCCGCAGCUCAAAUGAUGCUCAAGGAUCAAUUGAUCGUUGGUGAAGCAGCAAUGUACCAAAAGGAUCGAUUGGUGUGUGCCGGGAUAAACCAAGCGAUGAAUCAACGAGAUUCCCGCAAUCUGGGAGAGAACAGACCCGAUGUUUUAUCAUCAACCGCCCAGAACCAGGAAGAACCAGACCUAGCACAUCCAGGAGCGUACGCAGUGGCUCCAGGAGGAUCGGGCGGUACAGGCACAGAAAUGGAAGAAGGCCUAGAUGCAUUGAUACCACCAGAACCAGCCCCAGUUUCCCUUGAGGAUGGCCUUCCCGUGGCCAAUCAAGUGUCGGACAAUUUGGACCUACCCGUGGCGGAUUUGGAUCCUGGACAAGAUAACAGCAGAAGGGCAGAAAGGAAGAAGCAAUCACUAUGGCUUCCCGCGCUAUUGUAUGGCAGCUGCGUUGCUGCCCUUGUCAUUGUGGUGGCCUUGCUUGUUAAUUCUGGUAGAAACAAUGAGGACACCAACAGCAGUGUAUCUGACUCACCCACCUACUCACCACUCCCUCCAGAAAAUGCCCAAAAUCUGUCUGAUGUGGAGCUCCUUGUUUUGGAAGCUUUGUCCAAUCACACUCUGGAAGCACUGGAGGAUCCCAUCUCUCCCCAGUCCCUUGCCUAUGAGUGGAUACUGGAAGACUUGGAAGAAAACAACUACACCCACACCAGCAGGAUCAGGCAAAGGUACGCCCUAGCCACUCUCUUUUAUGCCACAGGAGGGCAUGACUGGUAUGAAAAUGAGAACUGGUUGAAUCAAUCAGUUCAUGAGUGUUUUUGGUUCUCUCAAGAGUGCAUGAGAGAGGAGGAUUGCACUCCCUGUGAGAUCCCAUCCAACUCGCUCAACAGCUCCAACCAAGCUGUGCACAUGGAAUACGAGCCAUAUCAACACAUUUUGCUCUAUUCGAAUGCUCUGCAAGGCACGUUGCCACUAGAACUGUUCUGGUUGACAAACCUCAAAACCAUUUACCUUCUCCAGAAUACUGAUCUAGCUGGCACUAUAUCAUCCCAUAUUGGGAGGUUGAGGCAGUUGGAAGUCUUCCGCGUGCAAGUCACAAUGAUAUCUGGAACAAUCCCUACAGAGUUGGGCCUUCUUUCUGAUAGUCUCUCUCAAAUUUUUGCCACCAAUGCUCAGCUGGAAGGCACAUUUCCCUCAGAGCUUGGGAUGUUACAAAAGCUGGAAAAAAUAUCCACAGAUGGUAACAUGCUCACAGGAACCUUACCAGAGGAACUGGGGGAUGCCACCAGUUUGGAUUCCCUAGUGUUCAUUGCGAACUCAUUAUCUGGGACUAUACCAGAAUCCAUUUGGCAUCUCCCCUUGGGUAUUCUUGCGUUGGGGCUGAAUCAGCUCUCAGGAACCAUUCCUACAGAAAUUGGGUUGAUGAGCAAUCUCACCUAUCUGUCACUUUCUUAUAAUGGCUUCUCAGGAGAGAUACCUUCGCAGAUUGGCUUGUUGACUGAUGUCAUCAAUGUGAAUCUCUAUGUCUCCAGCUUUACUGGCACUAUCCCCACAGAGAUUGGUCAGCUCUCUUCUGCUGAUUAUCUUGGGUUUUCUUUCUGCGCCUUCACUGGCACUAUUCCCACCGAAGUGGGCCUCCUAACGGACUUGAGCCUCUUGUGGAUGGAUGGGAACAGCCUCACGGGAUCAAUUCCGAGUGAAAUUGGACAAAACGUCAACUUGGAAGGUUUGUCUCUUGGAAAUUCCAACCUAACUGGGACACUGCCAUCUGAGUUGGCGAAUGCCCCAUUGACCAUGCUAUUUCUGGAAAACUCUCUUCUGUCUGGCUCUCUCCCUGAAGGGCUCAGUCCAGAUCUUUUUCAUUUGUCACUGUCAAACAGCUCAUUCCUGACUGGCACAAUCCCAAAAAACCUGACAAGCUUGGAUUAUUUGCUGGUGGAAGGGACAAUGUUGUCUGGAAUACUGCCAGAAUAUGUCUGUGGAAAUGAUGUUCUUGCUCUGGGUUUUGACUGCAGCCCUUUGCUAUGUGGAUGCAGUUGCCUUUGUGCCAAUGAAACCAACAGCUCUGCUGUCUCCAUGGCAAUGGGUGAGAACAAUGAAACAAUUAGUACCACCGUUGGGGCAUGA